GCCCUUUUUGAAAAGUGCAGAAGAUGUAAUUAACGAGACAAACCUAUUGAUUACGUUUACACGGCGGUCUUAAACCGGUUUAUUUAAUACUAAUCUAAAGGAAUAGACAAAUUAUAGACAUUUCUACUUGUAAGGAAUAUUUGGGAUUGGUCAAUUCCUUUCGAUCAGUAAUAACUAAACCGAUUUAAGACGGCCGUGUAAUCAUUGUUAAACAGUAUGAGACAGUGCUGUCAACGUCAUCUGGUGUUCGAUUAUAUUUAGGGUGUAUUCCAGUGUAUUCUUAUACACUUACUGCGAGAAUGGUUGUAUCUCACUCAAUUGCAUGCAAGUAAAUAGAGACACGAGGAUACUCGUGGUCCAUGCUCAUAGUAUUGACAGAUUCAGAAAGUACCAUGUGAUCAUUGGACUUUGUAUUGGACGAAAAUUUAUUCAAUUUGGAGGGAGUUAAAUGAGGCGUAGACAGGUGAAUCCUUUUGAGAGAAUUCUACAUAACUCUUACCGAGAUGCAAAAAAGUGCGGGUUUCGUGGAUUUGCUUGGUGAAAGAAGAAAAGAUAAUGACAUAAUGUGGGUAUCACGUCCCAUGAACCCUUUGCUGCCUCACAAAUUACCUCCAGAAUGUAAAUACUCCAGAAAACAAGCUAUUGAAGCAGCCUUGUCUAAUCCUCGAGUGGAACUUGCAAUUGAAUCUCUUGCAUUGGCGAAAAGAGUUGAUAAAUCCAUUAUUAGAAAAGAAGCUCGUGACAUGCUUGAGGAAAUGGCAAGCAAGGCUCACCUUCCUACAGUACGCUGGAUAGGUCUACUGAUCACAAAGGUCCUGAAGCGAAUCCUAUUAAGUAUACGCAUAAAUCAAUCAUUUCUCCUACAAAUAAGGGGUCAAAUGAGAAUUGCGCAAGUACAAUAUGUAUAUGCACCUACACAUAGGAGCUAUUUAGAUUUUAUUCUUUUAUCCUACAUACUCUUCUCAUAUGACAUGGCAUUGCCAAAUAUUGCUAGUGGAAUGGAUUUUUAUCGAAUGCGUGUAGUGGGAGAGCUUUUACGUAAAACAGGAGCAUUUUAUAUGAGACGCAGUUUCUCCACAGACAUUUUAUAUAAAGAAAUAUUUCGUGCAUAUGUUGCAUCUCUUGUGGAACACAGUGACAGAGCAAUAGAAUUUUUUAUUGAAGGGACAAGGAGUCGAAGUCAAAAAAGUAUUGCACCCAAGUUUGGGCUACUUGCGAUGAUAUUGGAAGGUCUGUUUCGUGGAGACGUUCCUGACAUUUGCUUCAUACCUAUCAAUAUUACCUAUGACAGACCAUUAGAGGAAUUAUUAUUCGCUUACGAACUCUUAGGAGUACCUAAACCAGCAGAAUCUACAUCGGGCCUUUUCCGUUCUUUAUCUAUUCUCAAAGAACCCUUUGCUCACGGCCAUGUGUAUAUGAAAAUCGCAGCUCCCAUUUCUGCACGCGAAUUUUUUAAUCUUAAAAGCCGCAGAAUCAGUGCGUUGUCUCCACAUUCAAAAUUACCUGCUGUAGUGGUUAAAAGACUGGGUUACGCCAUUAUAGAGAGUCACAAGAAAUGCACAACGCUCACACCGUUCAAUAUAAUCGCAAUAUUAUUUAAUGAAAAGGUUCACUCGUGUCCGGAAGACCAUUACACAAUUAACACAUUGCUUGAUGAUUAUCACUGGCUGAAAGAGUUGCUGAGCCGAUCGUUUAGUGCUUUAACACAUCCGAGUGUCGAUGAGUCUGAAAAUGAUUCAAAUACGGAGAACGAGAAACGUGACAUAUUGGAAUCGCUAAAUACGCACCGAGAACUGCUUGCAUUCGAUACUACUGGAAAAUUGAGAUUAAAGGAAAGGCACAAAAAUGUAACUACAAAUAGAAAUAGAAAUGUCAAAGGUCAUUUAUUAAGUGAGACUACUAUGCGGUUAGUGGUUCCGGCGAUAAAUAUAGGAGUUUAUUUAAAUCCCGUAUUUGCAUUUAUCACAGUACAAGGAAUGAUCGUUUUAUCGAUAUGGUCUGAUAAUGCAAUGAAAGAUCAAUGUUUUGAGCGAUACUUCCUACUAAGGUCUUUACUGAGUAAUGAAUUUGCAAUGACUAUGGAAAUACCAAAAACGGCAGUAAUAUCUGAAUGGGAAAAUGGACUGUCUGUAUUAUCGAACGAGAAUUGUGUAUUCUCUGUAGAAAACAAACUUAUAUUUGGUAGCAAUACCAAAUUACGGUCCAUUUUGAAGAAUCUUUUACUACCUUACAUUGCGGCUAUACGAGUGACUUGCAUUCUAUUAUCAGAGUGGGACAACGAUAAAAUGGGCGAACCAACAGAACGACAAAUCAUAAAAGAAUCUCAGAAAAAAGCGGAGAAUCUUAUGUUUAAUGAAAGAAAAUUGGGAAGUUACCCAUACUCUUUAUCCAUCGAUUUGUACUCGUCAACUCUAGUGAGCCUUGUAGCGCACGGAGCAGUUAAAAUGUCAGAAAGAUCUUGUCUUUACAGUGCAGAUAAAAUUCAAUUGACAUCCAUAAUUAAAGAUUUGGAUGUAAUAUUGGAAGAACAUCAUCCUUCAGGAUCUUACUUAGACAUUUUCCCUUCUAUCUCUCCUCAAAGUUCCAUAAGUAUUCAAGCUAAACUUUAAUCUACUGCUAAUUUAUUUAGCAGAAUUUCUUUUAUUUUACAAGACUUGUCAAGAUAUGUCAUUAAAUCAUAAAUAUGCAUUAUUAAUAUUACAGUACACAGAAAACUUUCAUACAUAUACGUAUUUCCUGUAGAAUUGGGUCCAGCUCAGUUCAUCGUGUACAUUUUUUGCAUAAAAUAUUUGUAUAGUUAUUCAGAUACCAUACAAUUGGUAGACAGAUUAACUACGUACAAUUUUCGACCCCAGUUACCCCAUGUACAAUCACCAAGGAGAUAUUCUUGAAGAAGGCCAGCCCCCGUAUGUAAAUAUAUGAUAUUUGAACCUUCUCCAGAACUUCUAUACUGGUUCCAGCAUACUUCCCGUGGGCAUUACACCUAAUAGUCGUCAAACACAAACUACCAUAAGGGUUCGCCUCCUAUCCCAAAGUAUCUCCUCAGUGGUACAAUUACUUUUUACUCACAAUUAUAAAUAACUUUUUAUAUCUAUGUGGUGUUAGCAUUACAACUUCGACUUACACAUUAGGGUUUGCCUUUUAUAUAUUAAAUGACUGGUGUUUUAGUGAAAUUUGCCUAAUUUUUAAAAGCUCCAAAAUAAAAUUACACCAUGUAGCCGCAAAACUUUUAUUAUCGACUGAUUAUGUUUGAUAAAAGUUUAAUCAAUACACAAUGUUUUGAUAGUGAACAAACAAAUAAACCAUUUUUGUGGCUCGUGGCCUCGUUGAAAUAAGAAAAGUUACAAAAAAUUAGUGUUUCUUUAUUCCACACACGGAUGCGCUAAAUAUUUGAAUAAGCACAAUGAGGUCUAAUCAAAAUAACCAGUUUGAAAAUGGGUUUGGCUUUUUAUUAAUCAGUAGUACUUCAAAAAUCAAUACAUUACGGGCCAUGAGUGCAACGGCGCACGCACGAAAAACGCGGUCCCAAUUACAUUACACAAUGCAUAUUUAAUCGCACUAACAAGAAUCUAUGGCUAUUUGAUAUCGCGGUAGAAACGAAUAAUAUACAAGCAAAAUGUACAACUCACAAAAAGAAUAUUCUUCUCGA
Molecule: messenger RNA, 3649 nt
Organism: Cephus cinctus (wheat stem sawfly)
Lineage: Eukaryota; Metazoa; Arthropoda; Insecta; Hymenoptera; Cephidae
Gene: Dhap-at
Product: dihydroxyacetone phosphate acyltransferase
Exons: 7
Coding region: 504-2609 (701 amino acids)
Biological process (GO): ether lipid biosynthetic process
Cellular component (GO): mitochondrial membrane; peroxisomal membrane
Molecular function (GO): glycerone-phosphate O-acyltransferase activity
Source: RefSeq, a predicted model, not a curated record